Adineta steineri is the source of this 1047-nucleotide messenger RNA. The record is from the annotation of a GenBank genome assembly. NCBI's taxonomy places the organism in Eukaryota, Metazoa, Rotifera, Eurotatoria, Adinetida, Adinetidae.
AUGCUAUUUCAAGAUGGUAGGAAUAAUAAUAAUAAUCAGACGCUGAUUGCCGAUAAAAACAAUGAAUAUCAGACUUAUCAAGAUUUUCAACAGUCACCUGAACAAGCACAAGCUAGUGCUGAAGAAGAAGUCGUCAUGAUUCCACUGGAAGAUGUCAUGCACAUCAGCUACAAGUGCCAUUUCGAAAAACAGAUCGGUGGUGAAGCUCACGCAGACAUUGAUGAUCAAUACUUUAUCAGCGAGAACUGCUGUGAUCGUUGUUGUAAGAAUAGCAAUCAAGUGACUGCGUUCACAUCCAACACAAUACAUACACCUGAUAUUCCUGCAAAUCGAACGGUAAAGUACUUAACAGAAGAGCUACCUAUCCCUGAAUCAAAAGAAAAUUGUCGUACUCGUUUUUGUGACACAGUGUGUUAUGAUUGUCGUUGUUGGUGUUGUCGAAAGAGAAAACUGAUCCGGCGGAUUAAACGAACACUUAGAGCAGCUGAUGGGUAUGCCGAACGUAUGAUCACGAUGACAAUUGUAUACAAUAAAUACAGCAAUCCAGAUUUAGCUUCUCACACACGUCUAAUCACUGAUGAACAUCAAGCUAUGUAUUAUACGGAGAAUGUCGAACCGAAAAUCGAAUUGAAAUUCAACUUACUCAACGACAGAGAUAUUGAUCCGACACGCUUCGAUAUGACAAAAAGAUAUGCAGAAACUCUAUGUCGAGUCGUCACACAAUUGAAAGGAGUGAGAAAUAAUUACCCAUCAGACUAUGAAUUACAAAUGAUGCUUCACCAAGCCCAGUUAGGAACAUUUGGUGAAGUAUACAAUGAACCAACCUUGCAGCUGUCCUCGGGAAUGACGCUGCCUGGAACAAGUGAUCCUCAACAUCAACAGCUCCGUUACUUACGUCCCAAUCAACGUCCGUAUUUUUCACCUCGAGGUGCACCUGCUUACCGUGGAUUUUCACCACAUUCGUUGAUUCUCUCACCUUCGCCUCGACCAGUUUUUCGAACACCUGCACCAUGCCGACCACUCAUGCUUAUGUAUCGACAGCCAUAG